UAAAAGAGGCGUCUUCAGCAUGGAGUAGGUAAGAGGAAGUGACUUUGCAACAGAGACUAUACACAGAUGUUGGGUGUAUCUUCUCUAUUUCUUCUUCUUCUUCUAACUUUAUCAGUAGUUGGUUUUUCCCAACAUACCCCUAAACUUAGCAGAGAUGAUUUCCCACCAGGCUUUAUUUUGGGUGCUGGAACCUCAGCUUUUCAGGUUGAAGGUGCAGUAGCUGAGGAUGGAAGGAGUCCGAGCGUUUGGGACGCUUAUACUCAAGCAGGGAAAAUGAUGGACAAGAGCAAUGCAGACGUAACUUCGGACCAAUACCACAAAUAUAAGGAAGAUGUGAAGCUCAUGAGCAAGAUGGGUCUAGAUGCCUACAGAUUUUCCAUCUCCUGGUCAAGGCUCCUCCCACAUGGGAGAGGAGCCGUUAAUCCGAAAGGCAUCCAGUACUACAAUAAUCUCAUCGACGAACUGAUCAGCCACGGAAUUCAACCACAUGUUACCAUCCACCAUUUGGAUCUCCCUCAAAUACUUGAAGAUGAAUAUGGAGGAUGGCUCAGCCCAAAAAUAGUGGAAGAUUUUACAGCCUAUGCAGAUGUAUGCUUUAGAGAAUUUGGUGAUAGGGUGGCCCACUGGACCACCCUAAAUGAACCCAACGCCGUAGCCGUUGUAUCUUACGACAUGGGCUUCCUUCCACCUCAGCGAUGCUCCUACCCAUUUGGCUUCAACUGCACAGUUGGCAACUCCUCCGUGGAGCCGUACAUUGUGGUCCACCAUGCCUUGUUGGCACAUGCAUCAGCUGCCACGUUGUAUAGACAAAAAUACCAAGCCAAGCAAAAGGGUUUGAUAGGCUUGAAUGUAUAUAGUUACUGGUUUAUCCCUCUUACAAACUCCACAGCAGACGUUAACGCAGCACAAAGAGCCCUCGAUUUCUCCAAUGGGUGGAUUGUCCACCCGGUGGUGUACGGAGACUAUCCAGAGAUCAUGAAGAAGAAUGCAGGAUCAAGGAUCCCAUCUUUCACCAGAUCUGAAUCAGAACAGGUGAAGGGCUCGAUCGACUUCCUUGGUGUGAACCAUUACACAACGGCCUACAUACAGGACGACUCUAACGGCCCGAAAAGCAACGUGCGAGACUUCAAUGCGGAUAUGUUUGCUAAAUUCCAAUUUUCAAAAGAUGAUUCACCGAGUGGUCAGAUCCUGCCAAUCAAGAUGCCAGUCGUUCCGUCUGGCUUGCAAAGCUUGCUAGAAUACUACAAAAAUGACUACGGCAAUCUACCAAUCUAUGUCCAAGAAAAUGGUUUUGGUGGGCCCCAAAAUGAGUCACUCAACGACACGGCCCGAGCGGAGUAUAUAAGUGGAUACCUUAAUGCAACGCUAAGCGCGAUCAGGAACGGAUCAAACACCAAAGGAUACUUUGUGUGGUCAUUCCUAGAUGUUUUUGAAUUCUUGGCUGGAUAUGUGCAGAGGUAUGGGCUUUAUCAUGUGGAUUUUAAGGAUAAGACCCGUUCAAGACAGCCCAAAUUCUCAGCCCAUUGGUAUGCGGAUUUGCUCAAGAAAAGCCAGGAAAUGAAGAUAGAGAUGGCCACCCAGCAAGCAAUGGCCCAUCCUACCCAGUAGUUUUUUUUUUUUUUUAUUUUUUUUUUUGAGGAUUGGUGUCAUACUCUGGUAGAGUGUGAUGGAUGAUACACGAGUACUUAGAUAUUGCAUAUAUAUGUGGCAUGCAUGUAACUCAAAUCGAUUCCUCAAAAAUCGUGGUUUUGAGUUUAG
Messenger RNA from Magnolia sinica, 1758 nucleotides. Its product is annotated as beta-glucosidase 22-like. Gene Ontology annotation, biological process: carbohydrate metabolic process. The record is from RefSeq and is a predicted model, not a curated record. Gene Ontology annotation, molecular function: beta-glucosidase activity. NCBI's taxonomy places the organism in Eukaryota, Viridiplantae, Streptophyta, Magnoliopsida, Magnoliales, Magnoliaceae. The transcript is spliced from 13 exons. The coding region runs from base 67 to 1608 and encodes 513 amino acids.